Molecule: messenger RNA, 1185 nt
Organism: Oryza brachyantha (malo sina)
Lineage: Eukaryota; Viridiplantae; Streptophyta; Magnoliopsida; Poales; Poaceae
Product: peroxidase 70-like
Exons: 3
Coding region: 4-957 (317 amino acids)
Biological process (GO): hydrogen peroxide catabolic process; response to oxidative stress
Molecular function (GO): peroxidase activity; heme binding
Source: RefSeq, a predicted model, not a curated record
ACCAUGGCCUCUUGUCUGUCAGUCCUGCUGCUCUUGUGUCUAGCAGGUGCAGUGUCCGGGCAACUGUCGCCUACAUUCUACUCCAGGUCGUGCCCGAGAGCUAUGUCCAUCAUCAGGGCCGGUGUGAGAGCUGCCGUGGCGCAGGAGCCUCGCAUGGGAGCCUCCUUGCUCAGGCUUCACUUCCAUGACUGCUUUGUCCAAGGGUGCGACGCGUCCGUACUGCUGAACGACACGGCCAGCUUCACCGGCGAGCAGGGGGCCAACCCCAACGUCGGAUCCAUCAGAGGCUUCAACGUCGUCGACAGCAUCAAGGCGCAGCUCGAGGCGGCGUGCAAGCAGACCGUCUCCUGCGCCGACGUCCUCGCCGUCGCCGCCCGCGACUCCGUCGUCGCGUUGGGCGGGCCGUCAUGGAGGGUUCUUCUCGGGAGGCGGGACUCGACGACGGCGAGCUUGGCUCUGGCGAACAGCGACCUGCCAGCUCCCUUCUUCGACGUCGUCAACCUCACCGCCUCGUUCGCCGCCAAGGGGCUGAGCCAAGCCGACAUGGUCGCCCUCUCCGGUGCGCACACGAUCGGGCAGGCGCAGUGCCAGAACUUCAGGGACAGGCUCUACAACGAGACCAACAUCGACUCCGCCUUCGCGGCGGCGCUCAGGGCCAGCUGCCCACGGCCGGCGGGCAGCGGCGACGGCAACCUGGCGCCGCUGGACACCACGACACCCAACGCGUUCGACAACGCCUACUUCACCAACCUGCUGUCGAACAAGGGGCUCCUGCACUCCGACCAGGUGCUGCUCAACGGCGGCGGCGGCGCCACCGGCGGCCAGGUCCGGUCGUACGCGUCGAGGCCGUCGAGGUUCAGCAGGGACUUCGCGGCGGCCAUGGUGAGGAUGGGGAACAUCAGCCCGUUGACGGGAACGCAGGGACAAAUCAGGCUCGUCUGCUCCAAGGUCAAUUAGUGAUGAACAAACAGAAAUCUUUGUGCUUGAGCUUGAGGGAACAAUAAGGCUAUGCCAUUAAAAUUGUGUUUUUUUUGUGCUCUGCACUGAUCAGUGAUCCAUCAUGUACAGCAACUCAUGCACUUUCUUGGAUCAAAAUGUGUUCGAGGAAGUGGCGUGCUUGCUACCGAUGUAUCUGAAGAGCCCUGGGGCAAAUGCACGCGAGAUUAAUUCCAUGUCCUUGUUCUU